Molecule: messenger RNA, 6123 nt
Organism: Cavia porcellus (domestic guinea pig)
Lineage: Eukaryota; Metazoa; Chordata; Mammalia; Rodentia; Caviidae
Gene: Zbtb7a
Product: zinc finger and BTB domain containing 7A
Exons: 3
Coding region: 156-1994 (612 amino acids)
Biological process (GO): regulation of transcription by RNA polymerase II
Molecular function (GO): RNA polymerase II cis-regulatory region sequence-specific DNA binding; protein binding; DNA-binding transcription factor activity, RNA polymerase II-specific
Source: RefSeq, a predicted model, not a curated record
UACUGGGGACCCAUUUCUCUUUGCUGCUAGAAUCCCAAGGAGACAGCAGCCACCCCGAGGGGCCGUGCUGGUAGCUCGUCACAGGACGCAUGAGGAGGAGCUGGGCUUGAACCCGGCCCGCCGCCUGUGGCACCCAGUAGGUCUCGGCGCGGAAGAUGGCCGGCGGCGUGGACGGCCCCAUCGGGAUCCCGUUCCCCGACCACAGCAGCGACAUCCUGAGCGGGCUGAACGAGCAGCGGACGCAGGGGCUGCUGUGCGACGUGGUGAUCUUGGUGGAGGGCCGCGAGUUCCCUACGCACCGCUCGGUGCUGGCCGCCUGCAGCCAGUACUUCAAGAAGCUGUUCACGUCGGGCGCCGUGGUGGACCAGCAGAACGUGUACGAGAUCGACUUUGUGAGCGCCGAGGCGCUGACCGCGCUCAUGGACUUCGCCUACACCGCCACACUCACGGUGAGCACGGCCAACGUGGGUGACAUCCUGAGCGCCGCCCGCCUGCUGGAGAUCCCGGCCGUGAGCCAUGUGUGCGCCGACCUCCUGGACCGGCAGAUCCUGGCGGCCGACGCGGGCGGCGACGCGGGCCAGCUGGACCUCGUGGACCAGGUGGACCAGCGCAACCUGCUGCGCGCCAAGGAGUACCUGGAGUUCUUCCAGAGCAACCCCAUGAACAGCCUGCCCCCCGCCGCCGCUGCGGCCGCCGCCGCCGCCAGCUUCCCGUGGUCCGCCUUCGGGGCGUCCGACGACGACCUCGAUGCCACCAAAGAGGCCGUGGCGGCCGCCGUGGCUGCCGUGGCCGCGGGUGAUUGCAACGGCUUGGACUUCUACGGGCCGGGCCCCCCUGCCGAGCGGCCCCCCGCGGGUGACGGAGACGAAGGUGACAGCAACCCCGGGCUGUGGCCAGAGCAGGACGAGGAUGCCCCGGCCACCGCCACGGCAGGCGGUCUCUUCCAGCCUCCGGUGGCCCCGCCGGCCACCACGCAAAACGGCCACUAUGGCCGCGCCGGCGAAGAGGAGGCGGCCUCGCUGUCCGAGGCGGCACCCGAGCCCGGGGACUCGCCGGGCUUCCUGUCGGGCCCGGCGGAGGGCGAGGACGGGGACGCCGGCGGCGAUGUGGACGGACUGGCGGCCAGCACGCUGCUGCAGCAGAUGAUGUCGUCGGUGAGCCGGGCGGGGGCGCUGGCGGGCGGGGACAGUGACGAGGAGUCGCGGACCGACGACAAGAGCGUCAUGGAUUACUACAUGAAGUACUUCAGCGGCGCCCACGAGGGCGACGUGUACCCGGCGUGGUCGCAGAAGGGAGAGAAGAAGAUCCGAGCCAAGGCCUUCCAGAAGUGCCCCAUCUGCGAGAAGGUCAUCCAGGGCGCCGGCAAGCUGCCGCGCCACAUCCGCACGCACACCGGCGAGAAGCCCUACGAGUGUAACAUCUGCAAGGUCCGCUUCACCAGGCAGGACAAGCUGAAGGUGCACAUGCGGAAGCACACCGGGGAGAAGCCCUACCUGUGCCAGCAGUGCGGGGCCGCCUUCGCGCACAACUACGACCUGAAGAACCACAUGCGCGUGCACACGGGGCUGCGGCCCUACCAGUGCGACAGCUGCUGCAAGACCUUCGUGCGCUCCGACCACCUGCACAGGCACCUCAAGAAGGACGGUUGCAACGGGGUCCCCUCCCGGCGAGGCCGCAAGCCCCGGGUGCGGGGCGGGGCCCCCGAGCCCACGCUGGGGAGCGCCGUGCCUCCCCCGGGCGCCCCCGGCUCCGCGCCCCCCGGCUCCCCCGACGUCACCGCCGCUGCUGCCACCGCCACCACCACCGCCACCGCCACCGCCCGGCGCAACGGCCAGGAGAAGCACUUUAAGGACCAAGAGGAGGACGAGGAGGCCACCAGCCCCGACGGCUCCUCGGGCCGGUUGAAUGUAGCGGGCACCACGGGUGGAGACGACAGCGGAGGUGGCCCCCCCGGAGCCACUGCCGACGGUAACUUCACAGCCGGACUCGCCUAGAAAAACCAAAAACAGAAACCCGAGACAGACAGACAGACAGAGCGAGAGAGCGAGCGAGAGAGAGAGCUAACCCCCCACCCCCAAAAACACAAAAAAAGAAAAUCUAUCUAUAUACAGAUAUCUAUAUCUAUAUAUAUAUAUAUGCAGAUAUAUAUAUAUGGGCGUCACGGUAGGUAGCUUCCUCCAUCCUCUCCCUCCUGGCGUUCUGCUCCCGCGGGGUCCCUCCCGCCCGGCCCCCGUGUGCCCCGCUCCCCGACCCCCCAUCCAGAUGUCACUGACUGGGCUUCGGGGCUCGGCGCGGGGGGCCGUGUGGGCACAAGGAUUCCGAGCCUCCCCGCACCCCCAAACCGGCGUGGGUUUGGGGGCGUCAUCCCAGGUCUGGGCUGGGGUGACAGUGGGAGGCGGGGUGGGGGGCCCGGAGCGUGAGUUCUCUUUCCCCUGCUGGUUUCUAUGAGUCUUCAGACAAGACCUUAAAAAUGAUUUCUGUCUGCUCUGAGCGGACGUUAAAGACGCCCCUGUCCCCGACCCCCACCCUUCUUCCUCAGGGCACUUAGCACGGGGUCUCCCCGCCGACCCCAGCGGCCUCCCGCCUCACCCCGCCUGUGGUCCGCCGCCUCUGCACCUCCUGGCCGCUGAGACAAAUCUAUUUAUUUCCAGGCCUGGAGAAAGGGACCGGGACGGGGGAGCGGGCCAGGGGCACCAGGGUGGCACCAGGGCCUGCCGCCACCUUCCUUCACGGCACUUACACCGGCGGGACCCCAGGGCACCCCUCAGGGCGCCCCCACCCGCCCUCCUGUCCGGGUCCCCACCCACCCAGGCCCCCCAAAACCCCUCUGUUUAGAAAGAAAGCUUCUGUCUUGCCCCUCCCCAGCCCCUCCCCGACUUUAUAAAGCACUUUUUAGAUUUUUUUUCUUUUCCUUCUUGAAAAAAUUUAUAUAUAGAUAUAUAUAGAUAUAUAUAUAAUAUGUCCUAGAGGGGCAGGCGACAGCGCGGGGUGACUCUGGCUAAGAUUGGAGGGGACCCAGGGUCUCAGGGAAGCGGGCACGGGAGAUUUGAGUAGCAGAGUCCAGAUGUCCAAUGUCACAAAAGCAAUAAAAAAAAAAAAAUCAAAGAUUUUACAAAAAGGCAAGGAAGAAAACAAAACAAAACAAAAAAUGACCGCAACCAACCACAUCAGAAGUCUUGGCACUUUGUAACAGAACGGGUACUUUAUCUUAAUUCUUAAUUUAAAACUAUGUUUACAAGUUGUAACCAACUUCUAUGAAAAGUUGAAAAGACAAAAAAAAGAGAGAGAGAGCGAGAGAGAGAGAGAGCAAAAGAGAAUUCCUAAACGUCAAUUUAUUUUUGUACAAAAUAAUAAUAAAAAAAACCCACCACAAAAUACAGAAUUCACGUCUGUUCCCCAAGGCCAAGGGGGGUGGACCGGAGGCCAUCAGAGGGACCAGAGGGGUUCUCAGGGUCCCCUCUGCCACAGGAGCCCGCGCCAAGGGCAGGACCUCGGGGGUCCCCCAGGUUGGUGCCAUGUCAGCCCCGCCCUCCGCUCCUGCCCCUCUUUUUGGUCUGUGCCCGCCCCACAGCCCCCCUCUCAUGGCACCUACUUCCUCUCCGCCCAGCUCAGGGAUGGGCCCGAGACGGGACUGGCCUCCCACCCAGCCGGACCAACCCACCGCCCGUGUCCCCACCGCCCCUGCCCUCCAGCAUGGCGGUCCUGCGUGGCCACGAGGGGCCGCCAUGUCGGAUGUGCUGUGUUCCCUCCAAGUCCUUCCCCAAGGGGCCGACAGGACAGGGGUCCCCUCCAGGGCCUUCCAGUUCCCUUCCACGCACCCCCCCUUUUUACUCAAAGGCACUGACUGUAACCCGGGGACUGGCACCUGUGUCCCCCCAACCCCUGGCCCCCAAAGGCCCGGCACACACCGGGCCACAGGCCACGGACACGGCCCAGGGUUGGGGUGACGACACUGCCGGCUGCCAGGGUGCCCUCCCCAGCCCCACUCCGCCCAGCGGAGCCCAGUGUGAGACCCCGCUUCCCGUCCAGGCCCAGCGGGCAUGGCAGGUGGCCCCGAGUGCCCCACUCCUCUCCCUCCCAGGACCUGUCUGUGACAAGCGUCUUCUGUCUUGCUCUUGUUUUUAAAGGGAAGCUUUUUACGAAGGCCAUUUUUGAUACUGCUUCUGCCGGAGAGUUUCUGUGCCCUCCCCUCCCGCCCUGCCAGCCCCGGCCCUGCCCCGAUGUCUCAGGAGUCCCUCCAGGCCCCGACGCGCCCUAGGGUCAGCAGGCGAGCUGUUCAGAAGUGACUGGAGGCUGAGCAGGGAACCCCAGAACCCCAGCUAGGGAGCUCGGCCUUGCCCCUCGGGAAGUCCGCCGAGGGCGAGUUCUGUGUCCCCACCACACACGCGCACCCCUUCUUUGCAAUAAAACCGACUCGCAAAUCCUAGGUGUCACCUUGGCCAGCGGCAGCCACCAGACCUGUGGGCCAGCCCUGGGGACACGGAAGGGCAGGGCCGUGGCCCGCCGGCAGACUGGGGACACCGACCUCCCGGCUGCACUAAGCCCCCCCAGCUCCGCACUAGCUUGCCCCCCGCCCGCGGCCACGCUGCCUUAACCGCGGUCUGCAUGGCCCAGAGCCGGCCCCCAGCCCCGCCCAGGCCCCGCCCCAACCGCAAUCACAUACUGUAUAUAGACGUGGAUCAAUUUUAGUUUUAUUCUUUAAAUUAAGGUCGUGAUAAAGUGUUGCCAAAGAUACCUGCUGAAGUUUUCGUGUUUCAGGAAAAGCUGUUUGAGGAGGGUUGGGCUGGCUUGUCUGGGAGGACGCUGCAGAAAGGGUUUUGGGGUUUUUUGUUUGGUUUGGUUGUUUGGGGUUUUUUUUUUUGUUUGUUUGUUUUGUGUUUUUUGUCUUUUUUUUUUUUUUUUUUUUAACUGCCUGGUACAAAAAAAAAAAAGAAAAAAGAAAAAGUGGAUUGUGAUUUCCAUCCUGAUGGUGGUGCUUGGAUGGCUUGGUGCGUGCGUGCGUGUGUGUGAGAGGCCGACAGGUCCAGGCUGGGGGCUCCAGGCGGGGGUCCCCGGGCUCAGGGGAGGAGAGUGGCUUGAGACCCCAGCCUGAAGUCCCUCAGCCUGUGGGGACCCCGACGGGGGGGGGGGGACGUCCUCCAGAUGCCGCUCUUUGCCUCCCCCACAUCCUGCCUUUUGAGAUUCAAGGGGGGAAAAAUAAAAAUAUUAAAAUUAAAAAAAAUUUUUUAAACCAUUGAAUGUACUGUGGCAGAAAAGGCCCAGCCUGGCACCAGUGCGGGUGUGCACCCUGCCAGGCCCCGGAGGACGAUACCAAAGUCUGCACUGUACCUGGCCGGCCUUUGCUUCCCUCCCAGGGGCUCCUCCAGGUGCCCCGUUCUUCCCGGAGGCAGGGGGUGGCCAGGGACACGGGCCUAGGGGCCGCGGCAGGCACAGUGGUCGUGUCACGGAGGGCUGAGCGAAGCAGGGGUCACCCUCCACCCCGAGGGUGGGCACGGUCCAGGCAGCCGGGAUUCCUGGGGGGACACAGAAAAGGCAAAACAAAACGAAAAAUUUAAAAAAAAAUAAAAAACUUUAAAAAAACAAAACAAAAAAAGCAAAAAAAUCCUAUUUUUUGAGAAAGAAAGAUAUUUAUAUUUGCAGUUUUAUUUUAAAAAGUUAUUUAAGCUCAGAAAGCGGCCUGCCCAGAGGUGGGGUGGGGGGCUGGCGCGGGACGGGUCACGGGCCUGGGGUUUCAGCCACCGGGGCCACAAUCUCAGAGUUCAGCGGCUUGCACUACACAGCUGUACAGCGGCCUGGGGGCCGGGCGGGCUGGGAACCGAGGCCCAGCGCCCCUGCGCUGCCGGCCGGCGAGGUGCCUUGGACUGUGGGGCCGGGCCUGGGAGGCGGUGCGCCCGGUACAGAGCACAGCACAGAGCAGACAUUCCAGAGACUGUAUCCGAGAGUCUUUAUAAUAAAAGUGUGGGAGAUUAAACAAAAUUCAAUUGAUAAAAAUGCACUUUUUGGGGGUGGGGGGAGACGCUUUAAAGUAAUAAACAAAAACAGACAAAAGAAAAACAAAAAUCAUUUUUCUUGUACAUAAAAGACAAAAAACAAAGACCACUAAACGCAGCCUGUUAAGACCGC